Messenger RNA from Symbiodinium sp. CCMP2592, 4641 nucleotides. The record is from the annotation of a GenBank genome assembly. Lineage: Eukaryota; Dinophyceae; Suessiales; Symbiodiniaceae.
AUGGAGGAUGUGCAAGAUGCAGACGAGGAUGGUGGAGAAGGUGGAAAGAUAGUGAAGGAGACUGUCCAGGAGGCGUUUAACAACUAUCAAGUUGAUUGCGUGAACUUCUCCGUGCUCAGUUCUGACCAAAUCUCUCGAUACAGCGAGGUUGAGGUCUUGAACUAUGCCCAGUACGAUUUGGCAAAUGAGAGACCCUUCGUGUACGGCCCUUUGGACCUGCGAAUGGGCAGCAGUUCUAAGAACGUGCUUUGCAGCACCUGCGGCAAGCGCUUGAACGAGUGCGUGGGACAUUUCGGGCACGUGAGCCUUGCUCUGCCGGUGUUCCACGCUGGGUAUCUGCGGCAUACGCAUCAGGUGCUGGCUUCCGUUUGCAAGUCGUGCGCCAGGUUGCUGCUGGCAGACGAAGUACUGGAAAAGUACAAGAAGCGCCUUAGGCGGCCCCAGACGGACGACUUGCAGCGGCAGAUGCUGCAGAAGCGAAUCUUGCAUGCGUGCAAGUCUACAAAAACUUGCCCCCACUGCGGCUAUCAGAACAGCUCUUUCCGAAAAGGACCUGGUGUCCCACUCAUCUUGAGACAUGCUGUGGGCCCCACAAACAAGCAAACCUCGGAGGAGGUGUCGAUUCCUUUCAUCGAUUCCUUCAAUGAGGCGAAGUCCUUCAACAAAGAUCUGGAGUCUUACACUGACAAGGCAUCGGAAGACUUCAAUCCUCUUGUUGCGUACGAGCUGAUGAAGCGCAUCACUCCGAGUGACCGAGAGAUCCUCGGGUUCCAACAUCCGGAGCAGCUGCUGCUGAUGUCGGUGCCCGUGCCACCCGUUUGCAUCCGCCCCACGGUGAGCAUGGGCGAUAAGGGUACGAGGGAGGACGACCUGACGAUGGUCGUCGGUGAGAUCGUCGAGGCCAACUCUGCUUUGCAGACCCAGCUGCAACGGGGCCUUCCUCGGCAAGUGCUCGAGGCCUGGGAGUUCCUUCAAGAGGCUUGUGCCAGGUACGUGAACUCAGAGAUCUCAGGGCUCACCCAAAUUAAGGGCAAGUCUAUCCGCUCCAUCUGCACGCGGCUGAAGGGCAAGGAAGGACGAUUUCGAGGUAAUCUGAGUGGGAAGCGCGUGGACUUCUCCGGCCGGACCGUGAUUUCCCCGGAUCCCAACAUCAGCGUCGAGCAGGUGGUGAUCCCAGAGUGGGUGGCGAAGAGGAUGACCUUUCCUGAAAAGGUCUGCGAAGCGAGUAUGACUCGACUGAAGUUAGCCAUCAUGAGGGGUCCCGAAGAGCACCCUGGCGCGUGCUUCGUGAGAACGAAGGACGGUCGGACUAAGUUCCUGGGGGCUUUGGGGAAGCAAUUCCGUAAGCAGAUCGCCGAGAGCUUGAAGUGUGGCGAUUUGGUCGAGCGCCACAUGCGAAACGGGGAUAUCGUCCUUUUCAACCGGCAGCCUUCCCUGCACCGACUGUCCAUCAUGGCACACCGGGCCAAAGUUAUGCCCGGACGGACCUUUCGAUUUAACGAAUGUGUUUGUGCACCCUACAACGCGGACUUCGACGGGGACGAGAUGAACAUCCACCUGCCGCAGACAGAGGAGGCAAGGGCCGAGGCCAUGCAACUCAUGGGCGUGCGCGACGGACUGGUCACGCCGAAAAGCGGGGAGGUUGCCAUCUGUGCAACCCAGGACUUCCUCACAGGAGCUUUCCUCCUGACCCAAAAGGACGUCUACUUGUCAAGGGACAAGUUCUGUCAGCUUUGCUGCUUCCUCUCUGAUGGCUUGGAGCCCAUCGACCUGCCACCGCCCGCCAUCAUCAAGCCUUGUGAGCUGUGGACCGGGAAGCAGGCCAUUUCGGUGAUGCUCCGGCCAAACCGAAGGUCUAAGGUCUUUGUGAAUCUUGAGGUUCCAGAGAAGAACUACAGCAAGAAGAACCAGACGUUCUGCUGUAACGACGGUUACGUGCUUUUCCGCAACUCAGAGCUUCUCAGCGGUAACCUGGGCAAGAAGGUUUUGGGUGGUGCCAAGAACGGCCUGUUCUUCCGGCUCAUUCGGGACUCUGGGGCUCGUGCUGCCAUGGACUGCAUGAGUCGCAUUGCCAAGCUGACGAGCCGUUGGCUCAUGAAUCGCGGCUUCACCAUUGGGAUUGACGACGUGAAUGCCGAGUACGGCCGUGGCGGUGGCAAGGUCACGCAUGAGAAGCAGCGGAUCACAAGGGAAAAAUACGAGACGGUUGCCACAUACAUCGGCCAAUACAACAAAGGCACCUUGGAGAACAAGCCUGGCUGCAAUGCCGAGCAGACUCUUGAGGCUGUGGUGAAUGGGGAGCUUGGCCGAAUCCGUGACCUCGUCGGCGGCAUGUGUGAAGAGAAGCUUGCUUUCUUCAACAAGCCUCGCAUCAUGGCCACGUGUGGUUCCAAGGGAAGUCCCAUCAACCUCUGCCAGAUGAUGGCAUGUGUUGGUCAGCAGAACGUGGGUGGCCAGCGAAUCAAGGACGGCUUCGUCAACCGCACACUCCCACACUUCCCAAAAGGUUCCAAGGAGCCCAAAUCCCGGGGCUUUGUGGCGAACUCUUUCUACACCGGCUUGGAACCUCCGGAGUUCUUCUUCCACACCAUGGGUGGUCGCGAGGGGCUGGUGGAUACCGCUGUGAAGACGGCUGAAACUGGCUACAUGCAGCGGCGGCUGAUGAAGGCUUUGGAGGAUCUGGCUCUGAAGUACGACCUAACCGUCCGAACCUCGAACAGCGAUGUGGUCCAGUUUGCUUUCGGCGAUGAUGGCUUGAACCCAGCCCGAAUGGAGGGCUCGGCCUCCAAGCCCUUGGACUUCGAGUGCCCCGAUCUGGGGUAUGUUCUCGACUAUGCAUCUGCCUCAGCAGCGGCAGCAUUGACGCUUGCUGAUGGGGGACGGUUUGCAAAGUCUUGUCCCAGCAUGGUCAUCAAUGUCCUGCGCCCUCCGCAUCGAGAUCGAUAUGCUGAAAUCAAGACGAAGGCUGCACAACCCCCCGGACCGCUGCCGGCCAUGGCCCGCACCGGGCGGGUUGCAGAGCCCAUCCAGAGGCCUCCGACGGAGAUGGAAAAGGACGAGUACAAGCUUUGGCCGCUUCUCCCUCUGGAGUUGCGUGAGCUUGCGGAGCCCUGUGCCUCGCGCUUCGUGGAAUUCGUGAAACGAACGCAAGGGGGCUCCGAUCUCGAGUUCGAGCUCGUGAAAGGAGACGUGCGGCGCUUCAUCAAGGAGCUAGCACAGCAGGUGGCCCUGAAGCGCGGACAACUCGGGCUGGAGGUUGGCGAUAGUGAGGAGUCUGCCAAAGCUGCGCGGAGGAACUGGAGGCUGAAGGAGGGGCUGUCGCUGAUGGAUUUGGGGUCAUGCCCCACGCUGCAGCAGCUGGAUGCCUUUGUCAAUACUUGUGCCAUCAAGUACGUGCAGGCCUUUCUAAUGCCGGGCGAGGCUGUUGGGGCUGUGGCAGCUCAGUCUAUCGGCGAGCCAGCGACGCAGAUGACCCUGAAGACCUUCCACUUCGCUGGCGUGGCCAGCAUGAAUGUCACGCUCGGGGUGCCCCGAAUCAAGGAGAUCAUCAACGCAGCCAAGACCAUCUCCACACCCAUCAUCACCUGUACUUUGAGGGACGAGUUCAACGAGGUCAGUGCUCGAAUCGUAAAGGGACGAAUUGAGCGCACCAACCUUGGCGACAUUUGCCUCUACUUCAAGGAGGCCUACGACCCUACAAGCGGCUGCUUCAUCAGCGUAAAGGUGGACUUCAAUACCGUCGAGCGGCUUCAACUCGAGCUGAGCCUCCAGGACAUCAAGGUUGCCUUGCUCGACCCCAAGAACCUCAGCGGCAUCCGACUUGCGCCAUCUGACAUCGAGAUCAAGAAGGUGGACAAGCUGCGAGUGAAGCCUCCAAAAAUGACAGCGAACAACAAGAUGUUGUACUUCUCUCUUCAGGCCUUGAAGGCGGCGCUGCCAAAGGCGGUUGUCAAGGGAAUCCCCUCUACCAAGCGCUCCGUCCUCAACAAGAAGGAAGUUGGCGACAAGGUUUCCUACAGCCUGCUCGUCGAAGGCUACGGCUUGCGGGAGGUCAUGGGAACGCCCGGGAUUAACCCCAACAAGACCAGCUCCAACCAUGUUGUGGAGGUGGAGAAGGUGCUUGGGAUCGAGGCAGCUCGUCGCACCAUCAUGCAGGAGAUCAAAGUUACGUUGGGCGCACAUGGAAUUUCAGUGGAUGCGCGGCAUAUCCAGAUGCUCGGUGACUGCAUGACGUACCGAGGAGCGGUGCUGGGCAUCAACCGAUUCGGCAUAAGCCGAAUGCGAACAUCGGCUCUGAUGCUGGCGUCCUUUGAGCGGACCACGGACCUUGUCUUCGAUGCUGCAGCGCGCAGCCGUGUGGACCCCGUGAAGGGCGUCAGCGAGUGCAUCAUCAUGGGCUCCACGAUCAACUUGGGCACUGGCCUUUGCAAGCUGCUCUAUGAUUUCAAUGCCCAGGCGGCUACCACCGCGCAAGCUGCUACGAAGGAAGGUGGGUCACAGCCACCACCCGGCAGUUCCUGGACAGCGACCCAGAGUCGAAGUCCGCUGCUGAAGAACUGGCGAAAGAGGGUAUCCUUUGCUGAUGAGUCAAGCAGCAACAAAGCGCCUCGUUUGUCGGAGCCACUGCCGCUUCAGGGAUGA